Molecule: messenger RNA, 708 nt
Organism: Impatiens glandulifera
Lineage: Eukaryota; Viridiplantae; Streptophyta; Magnoliopsida; Ericales; Balsaminaceae
Product: histone H2A.Z-specific chaperone CHZ1-like
Exons: 7
Coding region: 1-708 (235 amino acids)
Source: RefSeq, a predicted model, not a curated record
AUGGAAGAGUCCUCCAUGGAGAAGAGGUUAUACAUUGGUGAGGAAUUUGAAGAAAUGGACGAGAGAACUGAUGUUUUUUUGAGGGAUUUACUAAAGGGAAUGAAGAGAAAGGCUGAAGGUACUCUCAAAGAAGCACUCAACUUGAAGAGUAAGCUUUCUUAUAAAUCGAGUCCGACCCGAAUUCCUACUCCCCCCACCGCGACGUCAAGUCCUCGGGAUCCAACACCUUCCGUGAUGAAUCCUAAGGAAGAAUUCGAUGAGGAGAAGAGCAAGGUUGACCAGAAUGUGGAGAAGACUGAGGUGAAGGAUCCUAAGGAUGUGAAGGUCGAAGAGGAGAAGAGCAAGGUGAAGGAUCCUAAGGAUGUGAAGGUCGAAGAAUUCGAAGAGGAGAGCAAGGUUGUUGACCAGAAGGAGGAGAGGAAGGAUGAGAAGAUCGAUGUUGUGGAUGAUGAUGUGGCUGUGGAGGAUGAUGAGAAGAUGGAUGCUGUGGAGGAUGAUGUGGCUGUCGAUGAUGAUGAGAAGAUGGAUGUUGUGGAUGAUCUGAAAGUGAAGGAUGAGGAGAGUGUGGAUGAAAAAGUGAAGGAUGUGAAAGUGCAAAAAGGAAUUGAGAGUAAGAAGGUUGAAGAUGACAAUGAUGAUUUCAAGUUAUACAAUACUCCUCCUAAAGGAAAUUUUGGGAGGAGAGUGAGGAAGUCGGAAAAAGAAUAA